Scophthalmus maximus (turbot) is the source of this 5754-nucleotide messenger RNA. RefSeq names its product coronin 2Aa (gene coro2aa). Bases 472 to 2040 code for a protein of 522 amino acids. Gene Ontology annotation, molecular function: actin filament binding. NCBI's taxonomy places the organism in Eukaryota, Metazoa, Chordata, Actinopteri, Pleuronectiformes, Scophthalmidae. The transcript has 12 exons. The record is from RefSeq and is a predicted model, not a curated record. Gene Ontology annotation, biological process: actin filament organization.
UGCACACACACACACAGACACACACACACACACACACACACACACACACACACACACACACACACACACACACACACCAUCUCUUCUGACUGUCUGUCUGUGUGCACAUCGAAGAAGAAGCUCGGUCAGGAUUCUGUUCGGACAGGACAUAAAGAUUUUUGACAGGCUGCUUGUGUGAAUGUGUAUGUGUGUGUGCCCGCGUGUGUACCCGUGGCUAUUUGUUGGUCUGCAUGUGUGUGUGUGCGUGCGUGCGUGCGUGCGUGUGUGUGUGUGUGUGUGUGCUAAGCAGAAGAAGCAGACUCUCCAUCUGCUUGACGUAAAGUAAGAAGAGUGAUUCCUGAUUUAUUUUUUUUGAAGGGGAGGAGGGAUUUUUUUCAUUCUUUGACUUCCCACUCAGACACAGAGACAUCAUUUUUUCACACUCAAGGACCUGCUGCUCCUUCUCGUGCCAGUGACAGCUCACUUGACAGGAUGACAUGGCGUCCUCAGUACCGCAACUCCAAAUUCCGCCACGUGUUUGGUAAGGCCGCCACCAAGGAUAGCUGCUAUGAUGGCGUGCCAAUCACACGCAGCGUCCAGGACAACAACUUCUGCGCCGUCAACCCACGGUUCCUGGCAGUCAUCACUGAGUGUGCCGGGGGAGGGGCCUUCCUGGUCCUGUCUCUCCAUCACACAGGUAAAGUGGACCCUCACCACCCCAGAGUAUCAGGCCACAAAGGAAAUGUGUUAGACAUCAAGUGGAAUCCCUUCAACGACUACUGCAUCGCCUCCGCCUCGGAGGACUCCACGGUGAAGGUGUGGGAAAUCCCUCCUCGUGGUCUGCUGAAGAACCUGACUGUACCGUUGAAGGAGCUUCAGGGUCACAGUCGCAGAGUGAGCCUCAUCGAGUGGCACCCGACUGCCAACAGCAUCCUCUUCAGCACAGGCUACGACUACCAGAUAAUGAUCUGGAACCUGGACUGUCCAGAGCAGGUGAUCAAGAACCCCGUGCGGACCAUCAGCCACCACACAGACGUGAUCCUCUCCAUGUCCUUCAACACGGACUGCAGCCUGCUCGCCACCACCUGCAGGGACAGGAAGGUGCGACUGAUGGAGCCGCGCUCAGGAAACCUGCUGCGGGAAGCCAACUGCAAGACGCACAAAGCCAGCAAGGUGUUGAUCCUGGGUAACCUGAAGAUGCUCCUCACAUCAGGCAUUUCCCGCUGGAACGAACGACAGAUAGCUCUGUGGGAUCCGGACGAUCUGUCUGUGCCUUUGUUCGUAGAGAACGUGGAUGGUUCGUCGGGGGUCCUCUUUCCUUUCUAUGACCCUGACACACACGUGCUCUACCUUGCCGGGAAGGGUGACGGGAAUAUCAGGUACUACGAGAUCAGCUCAGAAAAACCGUACUUCCACUUCCUAACAGAGUACCGCUCACACUUACCUCAGAAAGGAAUGGGUGUGAUGCCAAAGAGGGGCCUGGACGUGAGCUCCUGUGAGGUGUUCAGGUUCUACAAACUGGUGACAAUCAAGAGUGUCAUCGAGCCAUUGUCCAUGAUUGUACCCCGCAGGUCAGAGUCGUACCAGGAAGACAUCUAUCCGAUGACAGCUGGUAACAAGCCCGCCAUGGCCGCAGACGAGUGGCUCAGUGGCAUCGACAAAGGCCCAGUGUUGAUGUCUCUGAAGCCCGGAAGUCAAGUAGCAGAGUCGCACUCGGAGAUGAGCAAAGGGCUGGGAAAUUCACUGGAAACCCGCAGGUCUCAGAGCAGACCAGGCAUGCUGCCGCUGUCGUACAUUCAGGACCAACUGGGAACCAAGGACGGCAAAGAGGACAACGGCCUCGCAGACGACGACAGGUGUCGCCUGCCCGUCAGCAACGGAGGAGACCUUCCACUUUGCUCUCCUCCCAGGACGGAGAACGAGUUGCUUCUCAAGUUCCACAAGCAGCAGGAGGAAAUCCGACGGCUGAGGGAGCUCCUCAACCAGAGGGAUGUGCGCGUCACACAGCUGGAGCUGGAGAUUAAGAACAUCAAAAACUCCCAGCCUCAGGGCUCACUUUAAGAUCGUGCCCGACCCGCAGAGUCACCUUCACCUCCUCACGGGACACAUGCAUUACUAUAUAAACGUACUCACCCUACUUUGACAAGCACCACACUCGCUGCAGGGGCUUUUUCCUCUGAUCGAGCCCCCGCACUCACUGCACACGGGCGGGGAACUAAACCGCGACUUUGUCUUCGCAAUCUGUCAUUUUGUCAAUUCUACACAGGGUGCACAUGUUCUUGUACAUACACUUUAACACUUUUGUCUUACCCGGCUGACACACCUUUUGAAAAACUCUUUGCACCUUUUGACCUUUCCCCUGUUUCUUUUGUACGCUCCACGGCUAUGCAAGUUAACUGUACGUUUUUAGCUUUUUUUAUGCUCUUUGUAGCUGAGAGAUGAAAAGGAUGUUUGUGCCUGUCUUGACUGAAUGAUGUGGCCGUCUGCGUGUAGUGUGAAAGUUGUUGCAGGGCAGGAGCAGACGUCCUGUGUGAUUGUAAUGAUAACGCUGAAUUUAUUUUCUAUGCUUGGUGAUUGUCGUUUUUUGUUUUUUUUUUCCAUUAUGAAAACUACUGUUAAAUGGCGAUGGCUCUGGUUUUUAACGUACAGUUGGGGUCCUUGACUUUUUGGAUUCCACUGUACAGUAUGUGUGCUUGAAUGAGAGUGAGCUAAACGAAUCUUCCUUUCCGUUAAGCUGCACAUUUGCUUAAUUUUCUUUUAAAUUUUUCGGAUGACUGGAACAUUUGUGGAAAAUCCAUGUUUCACAGCAGCUAUUGUGUAAGCCAAUUCUGUAACUGAUGCCAUGUAGCAGUUUUGACCUUAAUUUUUUGAUAUUUAUUUUAAAAUACAGUCAACGACAAAAAGCAAUUUUAAUCGCCGUACUUGAAUUCACGUUUGUAAUUUUGGAAUAAUGCAGCACCUAGUGUGAGUGUUUAGAGGCUGCUUGCUUUUUUCCCUGAUGUGAACUCACUGUGAGGAAACAGUUUUAAAAGCCAUUAGAAAGAACUGCUCCACUUCUGAGCUUGUGUUCCACUGAUGUAGCUUCUGGUUUUCAAUGUAUUUUCACAUAGAAUCACUUUUAAUUGCUCGUUGUAAGACAAUGAUGUGAUACUGGGGUUUUCUGUUCAUGUUUGAACGUGAUCUACUACAGCACUCGACUGCGGAUUAACUCACAACUCGGAUGAGGCUGUGAUAUUAGGAGAUGAUACACACUCCUCACAGACUGAGUCAGAUGGUUUUUCAUACCAUAUAUGUGGUACGAUGCUGGACACUCAUGUCUCGCUCAGGAUAAAGGGCAUCGUCAGGUGAAAACUUUGACUUUCCCAAAUAUGGUUUCUGACCAGACUAACGACAUUCCCGUCAGCCUCAGGUGGUCUGUUUAGCAGUCAUUUUCUAUUAUUGGCAUUCUAAUAUGCUAAUGCAACACUGUAAACAUGGUGAACAUUAAAACCUGUAAAAACAUACAAGUGUCACUGUGAUUGUGUUAGCAUGCUGGUGCCACAUGUACUGGUCAAAUUCGACACCGAUCUCGGAAACCGCCUUUUGACAAAACAAAAUCUCCACUCAAGAUCCACCUGAUCGUAUGUUCUGGAGCUUUCAGUGGUCUUCAUCGGCAGAAGAAGUUACACAAACGCUGUGGAGAUUAUUGGAGGUUGCGAAGGAUCCACUCGGGCUCCAUUUUUUUUGUAGACAAGUAAGUGGAUAUUGUCCUGUCAAAAUAAGGUUUUAAAAAAAAAGCACAUAUAAGGUUUUCCUUUUGAAGAUGCGCAGAGAUUCCCAGUAUGAUAUUUUAGCUUUGGAAGAAAACCCUCUGUGAGAAAGUAUAUGGAAUUUGUUUGAGGCUAGUGGAACAGAAGUGAACAGACUUACUACAUGUGAAAGGGAACUCCAAAAUGCUGUGUCUGGUUUUUUAAGUGCUUCGCUUGGUGAACAUUGUAAAACAACCACAACAACAGGCCUAAAUAACUUUUUAAAUGUACACAACAUUUUACACUGAGCAUUUUGUAACAAGUUUUCCGUCAAGGAACUCCUGCAUUGUGUUCAUAGUCUCUGCCACGGUGUGGUCGGACCAGUUUCUCACAUUUGCUGCUCUCAGAAGUGAGGCAGUUGAUUUUUUUGGACCUGCCCCCCCCCCCCACAAGAAAACAUUCCCCUUUUCCUCCCACCAACUUGUUGAGAGAGACAAUAUGCUGAUGGACGUGUAAAUUUGCGUAGAUGUCACUGAAACGCUUGCACAUAUAAGGUAACGCGAACAAUGUAGCCGUUAAUAGAUCCUGAGAUAACCAGUCCGAUAUGAUGAUGCAUGCCUGCAGUCGGAGGCACAAGCACCAUAACGAUAUUUCUACAGUUUUACUUGUGAAAAACAAAGAAAAAGUAACACCUGGAAACUGCCACACCAACCCACAAACAAACAAACAAACACCGCCGCGCUGGUUUCAAUGCAGUUGUUAUCCGUGACCUUUUCACCCCUGUCGGGACAGUUCGAGCACAGCGUUCGUCCCCGGCCUGCUUUUGCGCCGCAGCAGCAGCAGCAGCCAGCCGAGGGGGAAUUCUAACCGCCGCUGCUGCUGUUGUUGGCGGACAAGUUUCAACACAUUCCCACCACAAGCUGCUGCAUUUACACGUGGUCAGUGGACUGGUUGGGCUGUUUGUUCACAUUUUAACAGUUUUUUUUUUUAGAUAACAGGUUUCACUUAGACGUCGCUUCUUUUCUGUCAGAGAACCAUUUCAGACGGGUGAAAUCAUAUCCACGUUUCCCAUAGACUUUAUUCAAACAGUUUUUUUGUAUGUGUCCCAAAAUUGUGCAGUUAGAUAACAAUCAUUGAUAUUCUUAGGGAAUCCGGUGCUUGAGGCAGUAUUUACCACAAAUAAAUUCUCAGCCUGUAAGAAAUACAGAAUAUCACAAGCUGUCAUUUCUGAACUGCCUUCAGCACCGUUUCACAGUGACUGAAUUGUCAAAAGAGAGAAAUCUGCCCCAUUUCACUCACACCUCAAGUUUAUUCUCAACAUUUCGACUUUAUUGAGUCACCAAACCAAUAAGAAUGUUAAUGGGAGAUGAAUCAUGGGAGAAAUCGCACUGAUUGCAAGCUACUGUCUUUCAUUGGGACAAAAAAUUGAUCACCUCACUGCCAACUACAUCAACGAUACCCACUCCUAUCCUUUAAUUCUUUUUGUGUAUUAUUAUCAUCAUUAUUAUUUGAACUAGUGCUAUUAGCAAUGCAGACGUCAUGGAUUAGUGAGUGUAUUUUUUUCUUCAUUUUCCAAAGGCACCAAGGUUUAUGAAUGAAUCAGCACAGUGUUGUGGUGUAGUGAGGAUUGCUUUGCCUUACAGAACAUUUUGAAAGUUCAGUGCUGCAAAUGAGCAUCAUUGUGUUGCCCCGUUAUGAAUGUGGCCAAUACCAAGACCUCAAAGAAUAACCUCUUAAAAAAAAACUAAAUUAGAAAAAAUGUAUGAAUUCAUGCAACUCUAGCGUUCACCAUCUGAAAUUAGUCGAUUUAUUAAACCAUUUCAUUCGAGGAUUGUUGCCGGGUUCAUAUGAGCCGCACUGUGCCUGACUCAAGAUGCUUUGUGAAAUGCAAUUAUUGUCUUUAUUGUCUUUAAAAUUGUCUGUACAAUGUAGUUAGUGAGAACGGAAAAAUAUUUCACCCCAUUUUAAUAUUGUUUUUAAAACAUGUAAAAUAUAUAUAUAUAAUAAUAAUCACAUGAAGUAUCAUUAAACUUUUCUGGGAAAUCCA